Plenodomus lingam JN3 is the source of this 513-nucleotide messenger RNA. RefSeq lists its product as uncharacterized. Lineage: Eukaryota; Fungi; Ascomycota; Dothideomycetes; Pleosporales; Leptosphaeriaceae. The record is from RefSeq and is a predicted model, not a curated record.
AUGGCCGACAAAGAUCAAAACUCCGGAUCGGACUCUGAGCCGCACGAGCGCACGACCAUGCAGCAGGAGAAAGCCAUCAACAAGAAGAAGCAAGAGAAGCGGGAAGCCGGCCUGCAAUCCGCACGUUCACGGUCAUCCUCCCGUCGUGCCCGUCGCGAACGCCUCCAAAAAGCCCAAAGAGACGGCAAAUACAUGCACACGACAUCGCUCGAGGCCCUCGAGGAAGCCGACGCAAAUGGUGACCUUCAAAAGAUGGGCAUGUUUGAGCGCAUCGGGCCCGACAGUACGUCCAUGGACGGACCGGUUACACAUGCACGAGCAAUGAGGGGUGAGAUUCCCAUGCGUGGCACCGACCCAAACCAACCACACAUGAUGCCACCAAGUACAAUGGGAGGAGGCAGCGACCUCAAGGACCAGGACGGACUGAAGUUGACGCUCGAGGCGAAUCUGGAAAUCGAGAUCGAGCUGAAGGCGAGUAUUCGCGGCGAUCUCACUUUGAGCUUGUAUGAAUAG